AUGACGCAGCACAGCGUCGCUCGCGCGUACAGUAUCAUACAGGAAGCGCAAGAGCUACGGGACAAAGCGCGCAAGCUGAGCGAGAGGAACGCGGAAUUGGCCAAGGCACUGACCUUGACGAGACAGGAGCUUACAAAGGCUCGGACGGCACAGAACGCCGUGUUUUCCGAAAAAGUCCUAGAAUGGAUGGAGGCGAGGUGCAAGCCCAUUGAAGUACGACACACGGCUGUUCAGUGCAGCUUCGGAGAACCCGAGCGAGCGUCUGAGAAAUAUAGGCAGGAAGAGCCGGACUCGGCAUUUUCACCUUCGCGUCGAGUCGAUGGUGCCAUGACUGUUCAUGCGCGUUCGCGAAGGACGUCGCCUGCUGUAAAUUUUGUAACGUGUGAAGUAGGACCUAUGGGGUGCAAACAGGACGAGGACACCAUCUCGCUGGUCCUGCAUUCCAACCGGGAAUGCCGGGCCAACAAGAACCGCGACGGCUCGAUUGAAUGUGAAGCUAUAGACGACUGUACAAAGCUCAAGAAAGCUGCAGAGCCUUCUACAUGCUUGAACAACAGCACUGCAAGAGAUCGCGUUGAGAGUCUAGCCAGGCAACAUCAGCAGACGUUUUCGUCUCCGGUGACCUCCUGUUCCAGCUCGAGGCGAACCAAAGUUGCUCGAACCAAGCGAUUGCGUCAGAGAGGCACCACCGUGUCGUACGUCGAGCCCAAGUUGAAUACAAAGCUACGUCGGGGCGACUACUACGGUCUAGGCAAGCAGACAAUGCAGUCGAACAAACAUCGCCGCAGGUCGAAACACUGUGCAGGAGCCGACCCUCGUUGCACGGGCGCAGCCUCAAGGUCGAAUUCCUUCACUCAGCACUUCAGCCCCUUUCACAGACGCCGAGCCAUGAGGUCGGUCACGCGCGGCGUCUCGUAUGCAGAGCCGAAGCUCAAUACGAAGCUGCGCCGGGGCGACAAAUUCACCUUCACGACUUGA
Molecule: messenger RNA, 978 nt
Organism: Peronospora matthiolae
Lineage: Eukaryota; Oomycota; Peronosporomycetes; Peronosporales; Peronosporaceae
Source: the annotation of a GenBank genome assembly